Molecule: messenger RNA, 1572 nt
Organism: Tympanuchus pallidicinctus (lesser prairie-chicken)
Lineage: Eukaryota; Metazoa; Chordata; Aves; Galliformes; Phasianidae
Gene: MAB21L2
Product: mab-21 like 2
Exons: 1
Coding region: 117-1196 (359 amino acids)
Source: RefSeq, a predicted model, not a curated record
GGGCGGGGGUGCCCGAGCCGGCCGCUGCCCUCCGCCAAGCUGCAGCCCCCACUAAAGCAUUGGAUCCCUCAACGUACUGCGAGAGCCCGGUGUACAGCCCGGACCUGUGCCCCAACAUGAUCGCCGCCCAGGCCAAGCUGGUGUACCAGCUCAACAAGUACUACACGGAGCGCUGCCAGGCACGCAAGGCGGCCAUCGCUAAGACCAUCCGCGAGGUGUGCAAGGUGGUGUCGGAUGUGCUGAAGGAGGUGGAGGUGCAGGAGCCGCGCUUCAUCAGCUCGCUGAGCGAGAUCGACGCCCGCUACGAGGGGCUGGAGGUGAUCUCGCCCACCGAGUUCGAGGUGGUGCUCUACCUCAACCAAAUGGGCGUCUUCAACUUCGUGGACGACGGCUCCCUGCCGGGUUGUGCCGUGCUCAAGCUGAGCGACGGCCGCAAGCGCAGCAUGUCGCUCUGGGUGGAGUUCAUCACAGCCUCGGGCUACCUGUCGGCGCGCAAGAUCCGCUCCCGCUUCCAGACGCUGGUGGCCCAGGCCGUGGACAAGUGCAGCUACCGCGACGUGGUGAAGAUGAUCGCGGAUACGAGCGAGGUGAAGCUGCGCAUCCGCGAGCGCUACGUGGUGCAGAUCACACCCGCCUUCAAGUGCACAGGCAUCUGGCCGCGCAGCGCGGCGCAGUGGCCCAUGCCACACAUCCCCUGGCCCGGCCCCAACCGUGUGGCCGAGGUGAAGGCAGAGGGCUUCAACCUGCUCUCCAAGGAGUGCUACUCGCUGACGGGCAAACAGAGCUCGGCCGAGAGUGACGCCUGGGUGCUGCAGUUCGGCGAGGCCGAGAACCGGCUGCUGAUGGGCGGCUGCCGCAACAAGUGCCUCUCGGUGCUCAAGACGCUGCGGGACCGGCACCUGGAGCUGCCCGGGCAGCCGCUCAACAACUACCACAUGAAGACGCUGCUGCUGUACGAGUGCGAGAAGCACCCGAGGGAGACCGACUGGGACGAGGCGUGCCUGGGCGACCGCCUCAACGGCAUCCUGCUACAGCUCAUCUCCUGCCUGCAGUGCCGCCGCUGCCCGCACUACUUCCUGCCCAACCUCGACCUCUUUCAGGGCAAGCCCCACUCGGCCCUAGAGAGCGCCGCCAAACAGACCUGGAGGCUGGCCCGGGAGAUCCUCACCAAUCCCAAAAGCCUCGACAAACUAUAGGGCCGGCGCCCGGGCGCACGCCGCUCGCCCCCCGGUACCGCGGCGGCCACAGACUGCUACGGAUCGGCGCCGCCCGCGGGGACGGCAUCCCCGCCUCUCCUCCGCAAAGAGAAGCGCUCGGACUUUUGCCGCGGCCAAACGAAAGCCCAAAGGUACAUUUUCCAAUCCCUGUAUAGUCCUUUUCUUACUCUCUCUCUCUCUCGUCUGCCUGAAUGUUGUCACCAAGUGAAAAAUUAUUUAACUAUAUGUACAAAUUGCCCUUUAAAAAAAAAAAAAGUUUUACCGAUGUUAAAAUGUGUUUCGGCGCCGAGGUCAGAUGAUGUGCUCCACCACUGACUUGUUGCAAAUAGUAAUAAAAACAUCACUUUAACUUUAA